Molecule: messenger RNA, 587 nt
Organism: Scaptodrosophila lebanonensis
Lineage: Eukaryota; Metazoa; Arthropoda; Insecta; Diptera; Drosophilidae
Exons: 2
Coding region: 78-443 (121 amino acids)
Source: RefSeq, a predicted model, not a curated record
CAACCGGAAAAUAAAAAUAAAAAAUAGCAACAAUAUUCGAAAAUAAGCAGUCUUGAUAGUUUUAAAACGAAAGAAACAUGACCGACGACACAAACAGCCGUAAGCUGAAGUUCACGGGAAGCUGCAAGCUGAGCAAUGCCGCUCUGGCCGAGAUCUAUCAUCUGACCGAGGAGGAGUUGAGUGACGAAGAGCUUGCUUCUGUGGGACUGGAGCGCAACUCACUGAUCGACGACUACCGUCAUCUCCACGAGAUGUGGCUUUUGUCACAGAAGGCGCAAGCAAAGCCGGAACCGGCAAAACUUAAGAAAUCAUACGAUUUGAUUUGGGUGAAUCAGUUGAUCCAUCGGUUCAUGGAGCUGAACGGUUCCCGGGGCGAGGCAAUGGACAUUGUGGUCAACUCACUGACUAAGUUCCACAAGAAGCGUGAUAAUACCCAGAAUUAGAGAGCUACCUGGUAUUCAAUCAUAAUUGAGGCCAUAGCUUUAGGGACUAGUCACAAUUAAAUUGUAGCUAAUAUUCAAGUUAUUUUCAUCUUUUAUUCGAUUCUUCAUUGAAAUACACAUCUCCAGGUAGUAUUACAUAUUCAA